Oncorhynchus tshawytscha (Chinook salmon) is the source of this 1266-nucleotide messenger RNA. RefSeq names its product fibrillin-3. Gene Ontology annotation, molecular function: calcium ion binding. The record is from RefSeq and is a predicted model, not a curated record. Lineage: Eukaryota; Metazoa; Chordata; Actinopteri; Salmoniformes; Salmonidae. Bases 93 to 1181 code for a protein of 362 amino acids. The transcript is spliced from 7 exons.
ACUGGAAAUUCACUGUACCAAGAAGAUACCCAACCCAGAGCGCUUCGGGACUGAGUGUAUUCGCAGUACAGGAUUAACUGAAAAUUAUUUGGAUGCACGCUGUCAUUGUGUUCCUGUGUCUUUGUCCAAUCCGCGCUGCGUUUGUGCAGGACUGUCCCAGCAGGCAGGACAUGCAGAGCUCCCUAAAGCAGGUCCAGAAGCUGCUGUCGACCCACGAGGCUGCAUACCUUCAGAGCCUCCGCACCCUGAGGAAGAAACUCAACUUGCUACAGAACACAGCCACCAAACAGACUGGCAAAGCAAACAAUGACAUAAAUGAGUGUGCCUCGUCUCCCUGUCUGAACGGGGGGACAUGUGUGGACGAGAUGAACCAGUUCUCCUGCACGUGUACCAAAGGCUGGGCCGGAGCCACCUGCCAGAGCCCUGUGCCAACAUCCUUUGUCACCAUGACGAACACCUCGUCUGCCACCUCCUCUGCGGCUACCACCAUCUCUCCCCCGGCUGUGACUGUUGGUCCGUUUUUCCAUCCAUCUCACUGUACGCAUGUCCAGGGCACCACCCACUGCACCUGUGACCCCGGAUACACCAUCUCUGGGCGUGACGGCACCUCUUGCAAAGACAUUGAUGAGUGUGAGUUGUUCCACAUGGGUCAGGCUGGCCGGCUGUGUAUACAUGCCUGUGUUAACACCCCUGGAGGCUACCGCUGUACCUGUCCUGCUGGAUACAAUCUCACCCGCGACGGACGCAACUGCAAAGACAUAGAUGAGUGUGCCACCAGACUGAAUAACUGCACCCGGGACCAGAUGUGUUUAAACAACUACGGAGGGUUCCAGUGUGUACGUGUGGACUGCCCCGCAUACGAAACUCCACCUACAGCAAAACCUCACCCCUGCGUUGUGAGCGUAACCCCCCCUGCUCUGUGGACAACAAGGUGUGCUCUCAGGCCCCUAACUCCAUCUCCCACCACUACCUGUCUGUCGUAUCCAACCUGUCAGCACCACGCACCAUGUUCCGUGUGUCGACCCUCCGCCUCAUGGGCAACACGCUGCGUUUCUCCCUGCUGGGCCGCGGGCAGGCCGAACGCCACUUCACGGUGCAGCGGUCGGACCGCCAGACAGGCCAGCUGGUGCUGGGGUGCCCGGUGCAAGGACCUGCUACACUGGAGGCAGAGGUGGAGAUGACUGAGCUGGAGAAAGGGGUCCAGCUGGAGCGGUACAUCACCAAGAUCACCAUGUUCAUCUCCCAGUACGAGUUCUAGAGGGAGAG